GGUGGACCUCUGUGAUCACUUAGUACACUCUGGUCUAGUGUAUUCUCUCGCUCGCCACUCACACCAUCCAUACGGACGGGUGUAGCUCGGUGGACAGCCACGCGCAAGUGGCCAGUUAGUGGUAGUUACGGUGAAGUGUUCAGUUGGUGGUAGUUACGGUGAAGUGUUCAAUUGAUGGAACUUACAAAUGCUUAGUUGAUACUAGUUACUGUGAAGCAGUGCUCUACAAUUCGAGGAGUUCUGCCUCUGGCAACUGAUAACAAAAUACUAGUUACAUGAUCUGUGAGUGAGUGAGGCCUUCCCGUAGAGCAGUACAACCGCCCCACGCCUGACGGGAUGUAAACAUUGCCUACCUCAGGUGGUUGUUGUUGUUAUAGAUUCAGCUACUCGGAACACAAGUUCCAAGUAGCACGGGCUAUGGUGAGCCCGUCUGACAGGCUCACACCCUCCAGCCCAAGUAGAGCACUGACAAAACAGCCAGAUGGUGAUAUAAGGUCAUUAGAAUAGAUUAAUAUUAAUGGUGAAAGUGCAAGUUUUGGAAUAACUCUACAUCACUCUAGCUUGUAAGAACAAACAUUGGAGAAGAUAAAGCUCUUCUUGAAUCUCACCCAGUCAUCCACUGGAAGAUCCAAACAAGCAGAGUGGCGUGUGUGAGGACUAGUUCCGGGAGCGGCACGCACGCACGCACGCACUCGCACGCAGGCAUACUCUUGCACGCGCUCACGCACUCGCAAACACACAUACACACACCGAAAAAAGGUACACUCGCGGCACCAAAGAAGCUCCACCACAGAGUAAAGAGUGACGCAGAUAUUGACGGCAGCUACAGGUGUCUGGGCGCCGGUGUGACGCACUGAGGGCAGCUACAGGUGUCUGGGUGCCGGUGUGACGCACCGAGGGCAGCUACAGGUGUCUGGGUGCCGGUGUGACGCACUGAGGGCAGCUACAGGUGUCUGGGUGCCGGUGUGACGCACUGAGGGCAGCUACAGGUGUCUGGGUGCCGGUGUGACGCACUGAGGGCAGCUACAGGUGUCUGGGUGCCGGUGUGACGCACUGAGGGCAGCUACAGGUGUCUGGGUGCCGGUGUGACGCACUGAGGGCAGCUACAGGUGUCUGGGUGCCGGUGUGACCCAUUGAGGGCAGCUACAGGUGUCUGGGUGCCGGUGUGACGCACUGAGGGCAGCUACAGGUAUCCGUGGACGCGGGUGUUGGAUGGUACAGCACAAUGGCUACAUAACUACGAGGACUUAACGAGGCAAGCUACAGUGACAGAAGAGACCCGGGAGAGAUGAGAGGGUGAAGAGGGUGACAGAAGCUGUGGGUUCUCCCCAGUGAGAGUCCUGAGAGAGGCAGAGGAGGCGUGGGUUCCUCCCAGUGCGGGGCCGGAGGGCAGAAGGUGCCGUGGACGCGCUGGGGAAAGUGGAUCUGGCUCGUUCUUUUCACCAUGACGCUGCUCCUGCCGUUCAUGCCAGACACGAUGGUGACUACGACGAUAGUGUUGGCUGCCCUCAUCGUACAGCUGGCGGAAUGUGGCGGCGGGUCGGUGGAGCACCUGCUGAGGUCGCUGCAGGAGACCAUGCAGGGCGGACACAGGUCCUCUCAGUUCUCAGCGGCACUCAAGAACUUCAAGAGUUUCUCCUGUACGACACGACAAGAAGGAGUUUAUCCCGACCUGGCAUCAGGCUGUUCCCUUUAUUACAGGUGCCUGGACGGGGCAGUGUACUCGUACUCCUGUCCUGCCGGAGAGGCCCUUGACUACGGGAGUGAGGAGUGUCGGCCGGCCGGGGAGGUCACCUGUCCACCGCUGCCGCCCACCUCCCCGCCCUGCCACAACCAGUCCAGUGGCUACUACCCCGACUACACCCACGGCUGCAGGGCUUACUACAGGUGCAACAACGGAAGCUUGUCAGGGACCUGGUGGUGUGAGGACGGGGCUGUGUGGGACUCUGCCACGGGGUCCUGUGGUAAAGGUCCCAGCUUAGUGUGCUCGCCGCCCUCCUGCUGGGGUCUCCCCGAUGGGCCUCAUCCAGCACCUGCUUCCUCCUGCACCUCUUACUUCACCUGCAGCGACGGCAUAAGAACCGAUCAUGUCUGCCCUUACAAUACUAUAUUUGAUUACUCUCUCAAGCGUUGUGUGGCCAGCACGUCGUCCGUGUGCUAUGAGCAAGCCUGUGAAGGACGUGUCAACGGUCUCCAUGCUUCCCCACACGCUCCGUGCCACUCCUUCUUCCGAUGUUUCAAUGGUGCCCUUGUCAAGCUGGAGGAAUGCCCGCGACUCCAAGUCUUCGACGGCCGUCGAUGCGUCUCAGCAAGUAACUUUUCCUGCUGGGGCGAGGGUCGCGGGACCUGCGAUGGGCGUGAUGACGGCUUUCAUGUGGCGUCCGACUCGGACUGUCGUGGGUUCUUCUUAUGUCGCCACCAGCAGUUUAUUCGUGCCUUCAUAUGCUCGCCUGGGCUAGUUUUUAAUGGGCGGGAGUGUGUUGACGACCAAAAUAUCAUCUGUACCUCACGGCCGCGACUCCCAGACUGUUCUACAAAGAUCGACGGGUAUUAUACUGUUGAGAAAACCGGCUGCAAGACAUUUUUCUAUUGUCGAGGAGGUAGCAAGCUGAGCGAGCACACGUGUCCUGGAAGUCAUGUGUUCAACGGAGAACAGUGUGUAGAUCCCAUACUGUAUCUGUGCCCUGGCCGAGCUAGUCCCCAGGAGCCUAGGAACUUUACAAACAGGGUUGCUCGACACACCCGCGAUGUCCACUGUGGUCCCGGUCACAGCGGCUUUUACCUGGACAAAAGUUCCCCCUGUACUCGCUUCUUUUACUGCCACGAGGGAAAGGUGUUUACACAGUAUUGUCCCCCUCAUCAGAAGUUUAAUGGCAUUCGCUGUGUGCCAGAAGACGAAUACAAAUGUCCAGUGGUUCAAAAUGCAACAGAUUGCCUACUGCGAGGCGAUGGAGUCUAUCAGGACUUGCAAGAUUCCUGUAACUCGUACUAUGAAUGCAUUUCUGGUAUAAAGCUACGAUACACAUGCCCGAAGGGUCAACUUCAUGACGGAAAGAUGUGUCGGACAGAUUCAGAAGUGUUCUGUCCUUCCUCAACAAUCUGCUAUCACCGUAAAGAUGGAAAUGUCGUGGACACCGACCGAGGGUGUCUGGGCCACUUCCUGUGCCGGAAUAAGACACUAAUGUGGUACCGUACUUGCGGUCAGAGUGAGCUGCACAACGGCGCCAAAUGUGUUCCAAACCAUAGCUUCACGUGUCCCUCCGGUGCCAGCACAGCUUGUGUUGCAAAGGCUGAUGGGUUGUAUCAAGACCUGUCAACAGGGUGUCGACAGUACCACAUGUGCAGCGGCGGGGCGCACGUGGGCAGGCUUGAGUGUCCUCCAGAGAUGGUCUUCAACGGGACGGCCUGCGUAAGGGCCUCAGCCUACGUCUGCCCACCCGCUGGUACAAGGGCCUGCUCCUCCGGCCAGAGAGGCGGCGUCUACCAGGACGUCCAGUCAGGCUGCACCAGGUACUACUACUACUGCGACGGCAGCCGGAAGGUUUUCCAGCAGUGCCCGCCAGACGAAGUUUUCAACGGUCAGAGCUGCGUCUCCAGCGCCCAGUACAGGUGCCCGACGACACUAACGGCCUCCCUAGAUGAGUGUAGUGGCUUCGACGGCUACUAUCCCGAUCUCACAUCUGGCUGUCGGAGCUUCUUCCACUGCCAUUCAGGUCGUCGUAUUAACUACACGUGUCCUAGUGAGCAGCUCUUUAACGGAGCAAAUUGUGUGCCGAAAGAUCAGUUCGCCUGUGUAGGGAGUCCCUCGUGCAGGAACAAAAGCAAUGGCUUCUACCAGGAUGUAUUAUCCAACUGCCGAAAAUACUUUUAUUGCUACAGUGGUUUCAGGUAUGAGUACGAGUGUGGGAGAGGUCAGGUUUACGACGGCAGCAGGUGUGUGCCGGCCUCCACCCACACCUGCACCAAACCUACUGACCACUACGGGUGUGUGGGGAGACCCACGGGCUACUAUGCCGACCCAGCGUCUCUGUGUCGGAAAUAUUUUGCUUGCAAAGAUGGUGUAAAAUUGGUGACACUCGCUUGUCCCAAGACUCGGGUCUUCAACGGUCGUCGCUGCGUCCCUUCCUACAGUUACUGGUGCUCGUAUCCUCGGCCAGCACCCGACGCUCACCGUAACAUGAUAGAUAUGGAGCCUCUUGACUUACUAUCACCAACAACAUAUUAAUUUCGACUUUGGAUGUUUCGGUGAUAUUUACUAAAAAUCUCAGAAUUGAUGGAGCCAAAAGAGAUUUUAAUUCAUAUUUUUAUCAUAAAAGACGUCAUUAUUUUACAGAUGAGGCUCAUUAUGACUUUAAUUCGGAAAUACGAAGGAAUGUUCAAGAGCAACGUAUAUACACCCUGAAACCUUUCCCCAGGAGCUUACAACAUCUUAGAUUUACAGUAUCAACGAUGUCUUCAGAAGAGAAAAUCGCCACAGUGGUUUGUGAAGCAUCGCCCUUGCUCUUCACCCGUCUUAGUAAGGCGUAUGAGCGGCUGUGUUGUCUCAUAACCUGCGUGAUGGCAGUCAUGGCCGUCACGUUAAUAUUGCCUUCUCUUCACUUAUACAAAUUACAGUAUGAACUUGGCAUCUUCGUGCCCUGAGGAUCUCGAGCCUUCAACUAAGUUGAGGGGGAAAGUGUCAGAGAGCAGGUCAAGUGGUUUGUGUCGGGGGUGUCUCGCAGUCCUCACCCGUCUUCUUAAGACUGCCUCACAGUCCUCACCUGUCUCCUUAAGGCUGCCUCGCAGUCCUCACCCGUCUCCUUAAGGCUGCCUCGCAGUCCUCACCCGUCUCCUUAAGGCUGCCAGGCAGUCCUCACCCGUCUCCUUAAGGCUGCCAGGCAGUCCUCACCCGUCUCCUUAAGGCUGCCAGGCAGUCCUCACCCGUCUCCUUAAGGCUGCCAGGCAGUCCUCACCCGUCUCCUUAAGGCUGCCAGGCAGUCCUCACCCGUCUCCUUAAGGCUGCCAGGCAGUCCUCACCCGUCUCCUUAAGGCUGCCAGGCAGUCCUCACCCGUCUCCUUAAGGCUGCCAGGCAGUCCUCACCUGUCUCCUUAAGGCUGCCAGGCAGUCCUCACCCGUCUCCUUAAGGCUGCCAGGCAGUCCUCACCCGUCUCCUUAAGGCUGCCAGGCAAUCCUCACCCGUCUACUCUCACCACCCAACACAUUCCCUCACCGCCAGUGAUGGUCCAGCACAGCCUCAGGAGCUCCUCUUCUUGCCAGAUCAAUACAUCAUCUCUGUGUCAUUGUGUCGAAGAGUUUGCUUUUUAAUGUUUAUUAUUUAGGAAUGUAGCGUGUGUUCUGGUGAAGGUAUGACUCCGCGGCCUACCGGACCUACCCAGGUGAGGGCGAGUGGCCUGCCGCAGGCCGUGUACGGACCUGUGGCGCCGCCUCAGCUGUCAUAAGCCAGCCCAAGCCUCCUAAAAUAAUAUUUCUUAUAACAACUAUUUGCUCGAAAGUACAAAACUGGACUAUUAUAGCCAACAGUGUUCACGGUUUUUUUUUAUAGAAAAUUUAAUUAAUCUUUAUGAGAGGUCAAGAAAAAAGCCAAAACUCAAACCUUAAGCAUUCCUAGGUCUAGUAUAGCACAUAUAUGUACUAUAUUAGGUCUAAGAUAGCGUAUAUUAGGUCUAGGAUUGCUGUAAGGUUAGGUUCUUUUGUUUUCCAUUGUUUUACUAUGUUAUUUGGCACAAUUCACUAAUACAUAACGUGAACUUUUUUUUUGGGUGGGGGGGUGCAACAAUCGAGCUUCAUUGGUGUGAACAAGCUGCUCAAAGUACUGUCAUUACUGGAGGUUGGGCUGGCUACCUGGUAGGCCGUAAUAGGCAGGCGUGUCAUACCCAUGGCAGUAGCCAGCAUGUCAGAAACGUUUGUAUAGUACAAGCUAAACUUGUAGGCAGUUUUCUGCCCAGCUCCAGUCUAUAUAACUAUAUUGUAAUGGUAAUUACUAUUUGUACUUUCUAUGAAAGAUAGUUAUAGAUAUUUCAUGUUUACUAAUAGUAUAAAAUGGUCAAAUAUAUAUAUUUUUCCAUUUCAUGUAUGACCAUGAACAAAAAUAUAUUGUGGUUCGUGUGUGUAUAUGUUAAGUAUAUUGAUGUCUGUAUAUGUUAAGUAUAUUAUCUGUGGUCAUCGUCUAAUAUUUAUUCCUUUUUGCCAAA
This is a messenger RNA of Procambarus clarkii (red swamp crayfish), 6192 nucleotides long. The record is from RefSeq and is a predicted model, not a curated record. NCBI's taxonomy places the organism in Eukaryota, Metazoa, Arthropoda, Malacostraca, Decapoda, Cambaridae.